AAUUUUACGAAAGAAGAUUUUUUAAAUGAUAUAAUUCAACAAUUAUUUUACUCUUCCCUUUAUUUUAAAUUAUCGAUUAUAAAAAUAUAGUGAAAGUUAAUGAGAAAUAGAGAAGAAAAUUUUAAAUCUACAAUAUGCAGGACCACCAGGAUCAAUUAACAAAAUGUAUUAAUGAAUUGAAGGGAGUGAGAAAAAAUUUAGAUGAUCAAAUUCAUGCCGAGGAGGAAAAACGAAAUCAGCUCAUGCAGGAAGUCGAAAGGAUGUCCUACAAGAUCAACGAGCUAAACGAGAGUCUUGCAAAGAAAGCUGCAUCACGUCAUGAAUACGAUCGUACAAUUCAAGAAGCUGAAGGUGCUUAUGAGAAGAUUAUAGAGAGUUCUCAACUUUUACUCAAUCUGGUAAAAAGAGAAGCUGCUAGCCUCGACGAGACAUUGCAUACAAAAUAAUCUUGAAAUUAAAAUAAAAUUUAAAUUUAAAAUUCUACCAAAAGAAAAAAAAAUUCCUAAUGUUAAAUAUUCUAUUAAAAUUUUCACUUCAAUAUAAUAUGAGAGAAAGGGAAACAAAUUUGUAAC
Leptopilina boulardi is the source of this 572-nucleotide messenger RNA. Its product is annotated as microtubule nucleation factor SSNA1-like. Gene Ontology annotation, cellular component: ciliary basal body; centrosome. The record is from RefSeq and is a predicted model, not a curated record. The coding region runs from base 135 to 446 and encodes 103 amino acids. The transcript is spliced from 3 exons. NCBI's taxonomy places the organism in Eukaryota, Metazoa, Arthropoda, Insecta, Hymenoptera, Figitidae.